Molecule: messenger RNA, 6951 nt
Organism: Bombus pascuorum
Lineage: Eukaryota; Metazoa; Arthropoda; Insecta; Hymenoptera; Apidae
Product: protein Tob1-like
Exons: 3
Coding region: 956-2317 (453 amino acids)
Biological process (GO): regulation of gene expression
Cellular component (GO): cytoplasm; nucleus
Molecular function (GO): transcription corepressor activity
Source: RefSeq, a predicted model, not a curated record
CAUGUUUCCCCGCGUUCCAGUCUCGCAGCGGCACUCGCGAGUGACUGUUCGUGUGGAUUCGUGGAACGAUAACUGCUCUGAUCGAAGAAAAGAAGGAAAAGAAAAACGGAACGAAGGACAUUACAGGGGCACGCGUGUUGUCUAUAAUAUCUAUAUCUGUCUCUAUAUACAUAUAUGUAUAUAGAUAUACGCGUAUACAGUAACGCGCGCGCGCAAAGGACGAGUUCUUUCCUCAGUGCUGCGUUCGAGAACUGACACGACACACACCGCGAACGUCGUUGCAGCGAGUAACACGACCGAAUAUCGAUAGAAAAGAUAGUGAAGAAAGGGGAAGCAGUACGGUAACAUCGUCACUGCUCCGAUCGUUUUCCUUUCUUCCCAUAACCUCCGCGUCUUUCUUUUUUUUACUUUUAUACGUAACCCGUGUAGCGAUACGAAACGGUCGUGUACCAUAACCUUAUUUCCCAACGUAACAUCGUUUCACCAAAAGUGAGAAUCGAUUGCGCGAGUGACAGCUUGUUCUAUCUUUUGGAGCUACACGAUCUGUAAAGCAGUGUGACAGCAAGGAAUAUUUCGUGAUCGUACCUUAUAGGAGAACGCACGGUGAGAAGAGGACUGUGGAUACGCAACGAGGAGAAUAUUCCGAGGGUAUUACGGAACUAGUGAUCUUCCACUGACGUCAUUUCGUACUUUUGUGCUUCGUUCGAGGGACGAGAAUAGUGUUCGCUGAGCCGACAAAGACACUCUCGUGAAUCCGAGAGAAUCGUCCACCGAUCACCCAACACCAGAUCUAAAUCUUUAACGCCACUGUCGACGUUGCUGUCGUCCAGUGGCGCAUCAUCAAGGAGUCGCGAGGUGUCGGCGGCAAAACGGCCGAUCGUGCGGACGUGCUGAGUACUAUUCCGCGGCUGCGAGUACCAGCAACAGCCCGAAGAUUCUCCCAGCAAAGGGCAAGAUGCACAUGGAGGUGCAGGUGGCGCUCAACUUCGUGAUAUCAUACCUCUACAAUAAGCUACCGCGAAGGCGAGUCAAUAUCUUCGGCGAGGAGCUGGAAAAGGCGCUGAAGGAUAAGUUCAAGGGUCACUGGUACCCGGAGAAACCGUUCAAGGGAUCCGCGUUCAGAUGUCUGAAGACUGGCGACCCAGUGGAUCCAGUUCUGGAACGGGCAGCCAAGGAGAGCGGCGUGCCUAUUCAGGAUAUCCUGGAGAACCUACCAGCCGAGUUGGCCAUCUGGGUCGAUCCCGGAGAGGUGAGCUAUCGAAUUGGCGAAAUGAACGCGGUGAAGAUCCUUUACUCUGAAACCGGAGAUCCACACGACGAGAGUUCGGCCGAUCGAGAAGUUACCAAGACCUUCAAUCCCGAGGCUCAGUGCUUCAGGCCUAUCGAAGCCGUAGGCACUUCCUUGAGUGGGCUCAGUCUCAGCCCCAAGUCCACGUCGCCCUUCCCAAGCUCGCUCGGAAGCAAUGCGAGCAAUGGAUCGUCAAAUAAUCAGCAAAGUGGUCAUGGGUCUGGCUCCUCGUCGGCACCUUCGCCGACGCCUAUCACCAGCUCGUUCAAGGGUUCGCCUAGUCCCGUCCCGGCUUUCAUCCCACGAACUACCGCACCGCUCACAUUCACCACCGCCACAUUCGCGCAGACUAAGUUCGGUAGCACUAAACUGAAAACCAGCAGCAAACGGGCGAACAGAAUGUCCCCCACCGAGUUCUCGAAUUACAUCAAGCAACGUGCCAUGCAGCAACAGAUCCAUCAUCAUCAUCAUCACCAACAGCACCAACAGCAGCAGCAACAACAGCAACAACAACAGCAACAACAGCAGCAAGCUGGUGCUGGUGGCUUGCCAGUGUCGCAGAGUUCUCCUCGGAGUCGCAGCCUGUCACCAGGAAGCAUAGUGACUGGUGCCGGUCAACAACACGCAGAUCCAAGCGCAUAUUUCUUCCAGCACGGUCCAGCCGCGUAUCAUCCUCAAUUUCCUCACCGCAACAUCUUCGAUUCGUCCAGCCAUGGUGGUUACCUCUCCGCUGAUCUAUACACAGGCGUGAACUUCCCGUCAUCUUACCUCGAUCCAACGACGAUCGCUGGCCAUCAAUUCUACGGUGGCAGCGUGAACGGAACCAGCAACGCUGCAGGCAGCAAUGGGAACUCGCAGAGCGCUGGCAAUCUCGGCCCGGUUGGCUCAGCCGCGACGAACAGCAACGUGAACGGUUCUGGCCAGCAACAGGAUAAGACAGCGCUUGUCGAAGGUCUGAACAACUUUGGCCUCGGCUCCGUGGCGCCGUAUCCGGCCAGCCAAUACCAGCAUCUCCUCGUAGCCAACUAAUACCCCGCGCAAGUGAAGACCAACCGACUGGCGCGACUCGAUUCGCGCCUGCUCCUCUGUUGCUUCGCCGGACAGGCAGGAGGACAGUCGGAGGAUCGUCUGAGAGACCGGGUCGAUUGUAACCGUUCCUGGCCAUCAUGACAACGUUCCAGUCUCUCCCUCAUGCGUCGAGACGUCGUCCAGAGUCUAGGUUCCGUAACCCUAACACACAUACACAAACCCGAUUUCGCUUGCACCAUCUGAUUGGAGGGCUUCUCGCGCACGCAGCGGACGAUGCCGUCGAGAUUCCUGCUCACCCACUAAAUAGUUCCCACUCUGUCUCUCUCUGACAAAAGGAGCAUCCAACCGGAAGCCGCCAUGUUACCUCUACAUAGCCAAAUCCUUAACGGAUCGGUCCUCUUAAACAUCUUCGUCGUGAUACUCUGACGGUGAUGAAUUUUUCAUCAAGGAAGCAUCCAAAAUUCAUCGACUCCUGUUUUCUCAUUCGAUCCUAUUCCGGAUGGCCGAGAGAGGAUUCUUACGUGAUACUCUCUCGUACGAUGGACAGCCAAUAGUAUAUGUAUGAACAACGUGUAGAUUAAGGCAGGGAGACAGGGAGCGGAAGAAAAGAGAUACCUUCGGCAGAGAGGACGCAAUCAGCACCGAGGAAGAGGCACCGGGUCGACGCGCGCGCGGGUCAAGACGACGAGACUAUUCGCGUGAUAGAGGGAUAAUGAGAACGAGAGAACGAAAGCGGGAGAGUGCGAAAGAGAGAGAGAGAGAAAGAGAGAGAAAGAGAGAAAGAGAGAAAGAGGAAAGAGAGAACGUGCGAGAGAGUGAGAGUGAGAUUAUAUAGAGCAUGUAUAGAGGGAUUCGAAUUCGGUGCGCCUGUGUGCUGAGGCGUGCGUGCAAGACGUUCAUAGGAGAGGAAUGGUGAAGGAACGAAGAGGAGGAGGGACUGUUCGAAGCGAUGGGACUCGCGAACGCGAACUUUGCAACCGACUAACGUAAUAGAAAACUGCGUGUAUCUAAUAUACUGUAACUGUAAAACAACAAUACGAACAUCAUGGACCCCGAUUGAGAUGGCGCUGGGCGCCCGUUCGAUGAAUAGCUGCUCCCUGUGUGUCUCGUUUAAUCUACUAGGCGGGACAUUUUGAAACAAGCUGGAAAGAUAAAAUUGUCAAGAACAGAAUGUACACGUAACUCUAUAUAGAUCACACAGAGAGAUCAAUUUGUGAUUUUUUUUCGACGUUUCAGAGAAAUAGAGAAGAAGAAAGAGAAAAAUAUAAAAUGUCGAACGAUGCGCCAAGCGCCCACACCUGGGACAGCGAAAGAGCCAAGAGACACACACUCACACAUACACAGAAACGAGCAACAGCGUGCGUAAAAUUUCACACGGGCCAGAUUCACACGCAAUGGACACACUCAAUCCUGAAACAUUUUACCUGGCCAUCUACACACUUACACAACCCAUAACGUCUACAUUGAACCACACGGAACGCCCCGCCUGGCUGGUGGCGUGCUGGCGACACUCACGAUCGCAUACACACAUAUUACACAGAGACACAGGAUACACACACGCGUGCAUCACGCGUCCGUGCAAAAGACACAGGAGGGCGGGGUGUGCGGACACUUAAUAUCGCGCACGACUUCACCAACACGUACACACAGAUAUUACCAACGUGUAAUAAUUUAUUUUUUCACUGGUAUAGUCGGAGAAUUGAUAUUGAAUAUAUCUGUAGAGCCUAUGUAUUAUAUUCAAAAUAUGCACUCACUUCGCGGGUUGUCGCGAAACGGUAUAGGGACGGCCUGUAUCCGCUCUGUCGAACCAUCGACGAACGAACACCCCCGGUCGUAGUCGUACACGCAUUUCCCGUUUAUUCCUCUUGUUCGAUCCGAAGAACGAUCGAACAGAAAAUAUACGCGAACGAGCAAAUAGAGGAAAAGAAAGAGGACAAAAGGAAGACGAAGAGAAAAGUUGUUAGAAGCGGUUUAAAAUGCGACGAAGAACGCGAGGACGGCUGCCGUGGGAUUCUUUCUCGAUCGAGACGCAGAUGGUGCUCGCGGUUCCAAUACCGUUCGGAGAACUCGUUCUCGGUACGAUUUUACAUUUUAUUUUUAUAAUAAAUGCAGUAGAGCGUAGGAGAAGAAAAAAAAGUGAAAAAAGCAAAGGAGAGAGAGGAGAGCGGAAGAGGUAGAAAGGGAAAAAGAGAUAGAGAGUGGCGGCGUGUUCGCACGAACGGGAAUAUGGCCGCGUUGCGUCGCUGCCCCGCUUAUGAUACCGUACCGCUUCCGGUCCCGAGUUUAAUCUCUCCGGGCGCGAUUUCCUUUCAACGUGACGUCCUCUCCCCCAUCCUAUGCACCUAUGACGUUCAACCGGACAUCGCUGAGAUUCUCGAAACGGAACAACAUCAUCCGAUCGUGAGCAAACUUCGCGAUACACCAGCAAACGUCUAUAAACUUUCGUAAACUUUCUUAAUUCCACCGCUAUCGAGCUUCUGGCUCUCCUUCGAUUCAUAUGAUAUAUAUAUGUGUGUAUACCUUAUAUCGAUCCUACUGGCGGAGGCAAAACGAUUAUUCGAACUUCCGUUAGUCGCCUCCGGUUUGACGAUGUUGGAAGAUCGAGGACAAAGGACGCAUCGGAAGGGAAACAAAGCCACGGCGGUGAAGGGGUUGGAGCAGCGAGCAACCAGCCGGUUCGCGUUCGCGAGAUUAAUUAGGUGAUUACGUUAUUAAAGGCCACUGUUACUGUCCUCGACGGCCGUGCUACGACCGUGCUCGUGACCCCGAACACACCUCACGGCGUUCAUACGCUUGCGGGCUCUUUGCGAUGAGCGUUAUACGGGACAAGUUCAAUUUUCUAGGAUAGUUACUGUUUUCAUCGAUGUAUGAUAGAUUUCGCAUCUUUUGAAAUCGCUAUAUUGUCUGUUUAACGAAUAAGUUUAUCGAGAAAAGUUGAUAAAAUCUAGCGAUUGAGGAAGCGUGGCUAGACUGUUUUAUACGUUUAUCUUUAAGAGAUCGAUCAUGUAUGCAAUUAUUUCAAUUCUGUUUUCGGAUAUCUAAAUGUAGAAGGCAAAUUGAUUAUUCGAUUUAAAGAAAAUUAAUAAUACGUUUAGCUCGCUGAACAGCAUAAUGAAUAAGUAGAAGUACUUGCUACAAACCAACCUGAGAUAUCUAAAGUCACACAGUAUAAGGCAAAUCGAUUAUUCCAUAUUAAACAAGCAAAUAAUAUCUCAAAAUCACUCCUCUAUUUCUACAAGCCAUUUGAAAUAUCGAAAAGCGUCCAGCAUAAGACAAGUUGAUUAAUCGACCUUCUACUCUUACAAACCAUCUGAGAUAACUAAAAACGUCCAGUAGAAGAUAAGUUGAUUACUCAAUAAAAACCAUAUUUAUGGUACUCUGAAAUCAUCAUUCCACUUGUAUAAAUGAUCUGAAAUAUUUCAAAACGGACAGUGACAGUAUCAAAAUCAUUUGAUCGAUAAGACACCUAAAAUCGUACAGUAUAAAACAAGUCUAGCGAAGAAGUCUCAAAAAAUGUCCAAUAGCUUAACGCAAGACCGCAAACUACAGACCCAAAAGUCAGCGUUCGAGAUUAACCUGAUGAAUCAUAAUUUCUUCUUAUUCGAUCGCUUGUCAGAUCGGGUCAUGGUCGUUCUCGUCCGUCGAGCAGCGUAGAAAAAGCACGACAGCAACGUUGGCGGAGGUGUCGCGAGCCGCGGGCCGGGCACUAGGUGCUAAAAGUAUUAAAAAGUGUUUAAUCUUGUCGUCGUGGGACAAACGUACGGAAUACGCGCGGCCAGAGAUUGUCGACUAGCUCGUGUACUCUUUCUUUUUUUUUUCUUAACGGCAUAAAACGAUGGAGGAUAGAUGGCGUUUGCGUUGGUCGAUCAGCUCGGUCCAAUCGAGUCCUCUCUUAGACUAGUUUCGAAACUUUAGCGUGACUUUGUAUCGUGUAAGUGUAUAAGUAGCAUAAUUUUUAGGCGUAACUUUCGUCGUUCUUUCGUACGAAUUUUUAUAUAGCCAGUUUUGUAUGACCGACGCCAAGCAGCAGCUUCCUGUACCGCGGUCGUUCCGUCUUGGACCGAAUAUCGUAGCGAUCGACCGACUCUGAAAACGAAUCGAUGUCUUCGUUUACCUUCAUCCAAUGCUUUCAGUAGCGUAUUACAUCGAGAAUCACACAAGAUUUCCCACGAGAGAAAAAGAAUUCUUCGAUAGAUAACAUGUGUCAUCGAAGAGUCGUGGUUCUUGCUUAGUAACGCGUCGCUCAAAAGAUCUAGAAAAGAUCUGGAAAAAAGGAUCGAUGACAAGAUCGAAGCUAAAUCGAAGCUUCGCGUUAGGAGCAAUUGGAAAUUUUGGGAUUUGAAGAAAUAUCGAACGAAAGAUGGAAACGGCGAGCGAGUCGGCAGGUUUCCGGCCACGCGAGGGGUGCUAAAAACAAGUUUUUAACCGCGGAACUAACAAGGGUAAAGAGGGGGCGAGAAAGUGCGGGUAACAGAGGCGUGAGGGGAUAAAACGGGAGAUCAGUACCCUUUAGUAAUAUCUAAACUUAAUUGUAACUAUUAACGAUACGUACGACUGUGGUAGCUAUGCUAGUACCUGCUAUUGUUAAAGAGAGAGAGGUUGGAGAGAGCAAGAGAGAACGAGCGAGAGAAAUC